AUGCUCCAAUCGCAGGGAUGGAAGCCUGGCGAUCACCUCGGAUCCCCAAGGCCAUAUACUGGUCAGAAAUCGGACCUGAGCACAAAUCCCAUCCGUGUUCAGCUCAAGGACGACACACUGGGUUUGGGUGCUCGAAGUGGGCAGGCCAAGGAAGACGGGCCCACCACGGGGCUCGCGGGUCUACAAGAUCUACUCGGAAGGCUGAAUAAUAAGAGUGAAGGACAGAUACUUCAAGAGCAGAGGCACAGACACGUUUUGCAGAAUGGUAGAUACCUAGAACGCCGAGGCGCACUGACAUUCAUAAGUGCAGGAUUUCUGGCGCAGGAUAAAAUAAAGAAAGAUCCUGACAAGUCGGAUGCUGCAAAAGGCGCAGAUAUGGACGUUGAUUUGACAAUGAAGAACAACCAACGCAUGAAGCGUCUAUAUGAGAAGCCUCAAGUAGAGCCGAUUAGGAUUUCUGCAGACACAAUUGAACCCUUGAUGUCAACUUCACUCGAAAAGCAGACACAACUUAGUAUCGAUGAAGCUAGUGCUAAGCUCGAGGGGAAGGCAGGAAGAGCAGCGCGAAAGGAGCAGAAGAGGGAGAGAAAACGGGAGCGAGUGAAGACGAUGAAACCAGACAUCUCAUCAGUAUCGAAGCAUAAUGAACAGGCGCAAAAUUUAGGCUCAGAAACAAAUUUUCGAGCCAAAGAAGAAAGAUCGAAAAGUCAUGAGCCUCAAGACAGCCACCUUGCUCCAGAGUCAGGGAGGAGGCUCGAGAGCAGACAUCUUGUGAGAGGGCGUUACAUACGACAGAAGAAGGUGGCGAUGAUGGAUACGAAAGCUUUGAAUGAAAUUCUCAUGAUCAAAUCAUGA
This is a messenger RNA of Bacidia gigantensis, 855 nucleotides long. RefSeq lists its product as uncharacterized. The transcript has 2 exons. Bases 1 to 855 code for a protein of 284 amino acids. Gene Ontology annotation, molecular function: nucleic acid binding. The record is from RefSeq and is a predicted model, not a curated record. NCBI's taxonomy places the organism in Eukaryota, Fungi, Ascomycota, Lecanoromycetes, Lecanorales, Ramalinaceae.